AUGUGGAAGACAAUUGUUGAUGCGUGGAACGGCAAUAAUGAGGAGGAGCAUAAUUAUGGUACUACAAAAGUUUUUGAUUUCGAAGGCAUGAAGAAUCUCAUCAAGAGAAAGGAUCCUUCCAUUGUUCUGGUUGAUGUUAGAGAGCCAGCAGAAUGCGAAGUAGUCAAAAUUCCAGGAUCAAUCAAUGUGCCAUUCAGGUCGCAUCCACAAGGCUUUAGCUUGGGUGACGGUGAGUUUUUGAGCACUUUUGGGAUCCCAAAGCCCACCAAGGACAAAGAACUUGUAUUUUAUUGCGCAUCUGGUAGAAGAGCAGCGAGCGCGGAAAGCGUUGCUGAAAAGAGCGGUUAUACCCAUACUGCCUUAUAUCCUGGCUCCAUCAAUGACUGGGUUGCCAGGGGAGGCGAUAAAGCAUACUUCUAA
Zygotorulaspora mrakii is the source of this 420-nucleotide messenger RNA. RefSeq names its product thiosulfate sulfurtransferase RDL1 (gene RDL1). The coding region runs from base 1 to 420 and encodes 139 amino acids. NCBI's taxonomy places the organism in Eukaryota, Fungi, Ascomycota, Saccharomycetes, Saccharomycetales, Saccharomycetaceae. Gene Ontology annotation, molecular function: thiosulfate-cyanide sulfurtransferase activity. Gene Ontology annotation, cellular component: mitochondrion. The record is from RefSeq and is a predicted model, not a curated record. The transcript has a single exon.